This is a messenger RNA of Labrus bergylta (ballan wrasse), 3295 nucleotides long. RefSeq names its product unconventional myosin-XIX. Gene Ontology annotation, molecular function: ATP binding; microfilament motor activity; actin filament binding. Gene Ontology annotation, biological process: vesicle transport along actin filament; actin filament organization. The record is from RefSeq and is a predicted model, not a curated record. Gene Ontology annotation, cellular component: actin cytoskeleton; myosin complex; vesicle. NCBI's taxonomy places the organism in Eukaryota, Metazoa, Chordata, Actinopteri, Labriformes, Labridae.
CUCUCAUGCCGUCAUGCAGCGGGCUCGGGAAGUUGUCCUUGAGGAAUGUCUGACAGGAAUGGAAAAUACUGAGGUUCAGGACAGCAAAGUAAAAUAACCAAAACUUGACUCUGACGCUUCAUUUAAGUUAGUUUUUUGAACGGGUUUCCCUCCGUUGACUCGGUUAAACGGUUAAAUCAAUGACUUCUGCGGACAACCGACGAACCGGGGGAGCAGGACACAGACAUGGAGCGGUGAAAGGAUUGGUCCAGUCUCAUCAACCUUCCCUAAAUGAAUCACUGAAUGGAGAAGUUCAGGCCUUCCUCACUGAUGAAGACCAACUCCACACGUACGAUGACCUCACCAAAGUCAACCCAGUGACUCCAACAACAGUGCUGCAAUGUCUGCAGGCUCGGUACAGUGUGAAGGUGUUUUACACCCAUGCUGGCUGCACCUUGGUGGCUCUUAACCCCUUCCAGCCGAUCCCAGAUCUGUACACUCUGGAUGUGAUGAAGGAGUAUCACUGUGCUCCUCAGCCUCAGGAAUUCAAACCACAUAUCUUUAUUGUGGCUGAGGAAGCCUACAGGAACGUGAAGGGCCAACUGGAGCCAGUGAAUCAGUCCCUGGUGGUCAGCGGUGAGAGCGGUGCAGGAAAGACAUGGACAUCUCGUUGCCUGAUGAAAUACUACGCCACAGUGGCGGCCUCUUCGGUGACGAAGAGUCAGGACACAGUGGAGAGGAUAGAGAGGAGAGUACUGGACUCCAACCCCAUCAUGGAGGCUUUUGGCAACGCGUGUACGCUACGCAACAGCAACAGCAGCCGCUUUGGAAAGUACAUCCAGCUGCAGCUAGACCGAGGUCAGCUGUUGGUGGGGGCGUCCGUGCAGACAUAUUUACUAGAGAAAACCAGAGUGUCCUGCCAACCAGCUAAUGAGAGGAACUUCCACAUCUUCUACCAGAUGAUGAAAGGGGCCACAGCAGAGCAGAGAAGGGAGUGGAAGAUGUCUCAUGGACAACAUUUUGUUUGGCUGCCAAAUUCAGAACGAACACGUGAAGAGGAUUGUUUUCAUGAGACUGUGAAGGCGAUGGUUCAUCUGGGCAUUAACGCAGAGCGUCAGAAACAAAUAUUCAGGAUCUUAGCUGGGAUUCUGCAGCUGGGGAAUCUAAAUUUCUCCUCUUCAAUGGAUGAAUCACAACCCUGUGACCUGGAAGAACAGACCAAAGACUUCCUGCAGAGGGCUGCUGAGCUGCUGUGCGUCCCCGCAGAGGAGCUUCAGACAUGUUUGAUAGUGAGGAUGUUAAAGGCCGGGAAACAGAGCGUGCUCAAGCCGUGUUCUCAGGCGGAGUGCAGCAUGAGGAGAGACUGUCUGGCCAAGGUCAUCUACGCACAUUUAUUCGAAUGGCUGGUGACAUUAAUAAACAACAGCAUAUGUGCAGACGAGUCCACAUGGUGCAACUUCAUAGGAGUUCUAGAUGUGUACGGCUUUGAGUGUUUCUACAUCAACAACCUGGAGCAGCUGUGCAUCAACUAUGCAAAUGAGAAGCUGCAGCAGCACUUUGUGGCCCAUUAUCUCCGAGCUCAGCAGGAGGAAUAUGUGACAGAGGGGUUGCAGUGGUCUUUCGUCAAAUACCAAGACAACCAGAGCUGUUUGGAUCUUAUCGAGGGAAGCCCCAUCAGUGUGUUUUCUCUUCUUAACGAGGAGAGUCGUCUAAACCGAACCUCGGACGCUAAGACCUUGAGGUUUCGCCUGGAGAAGGAGCUUCACGUUAACUCCAACAUCAGCUGGGACAAGUUCAGCAAGGACCCGCACUUCACUGUGGCUCAUUACGCUGGAAAGGUCAACUACCAGAUACAGGGCAUGGUGGAGAAAAACAAGGACCCGGUGCCAGCAGAGCUCAUCAAACUGCUGCAGAAGUCUGAGGACCCGCUGCUUCACCAGAUCUUCUCUGACAAGGAAACUGAGAGUCCAAAUUCUAAGGGACUCAGUAAAGUCACGGUGGUCUCCAAGUUCAAGAACUCUCUGGAGAGCCUGAUGAAGAUCCUCCACACCACAACGCCUCACUACACCCGCUGCAUCAAACCCAACCCAGACUGCAAGCCGCUCACCUUCAAAAAGGAGGAGGUUAUCAUGCAGUUGGAGGCCUGUGGGAUUGUGGAGACCAUUACCAUAAGUGCUGCUGGCUUUCCUAUAAGAAUUCUUUACAAAAACUUCCUGCAACGUUACGGACUGAUUGAAAAACGUUCAGAUUUCAAGCCAUGGAGCCGUCGUGUGGACAUGGAGGCCGACGACAGCGUCUUUAUUCGCCAGGAAGUGGAGAAGCUCCUUCACAGCGUGUUGCAACACGACGAUGUCGACCCCCUCCACAAGCGUGAAAAUGAAAAACACAACUCAUGGGUGCACUGCGGGAGGACUAAAGUCUUUCUCACCCAGCUGAUGCUUGAUUUGUUGGAGGAUCAGAGGAAGAAGAUCCUGUCCCGUUGUGCCUUCUCCAUUCAGUGCUGCUGGCUGCGGUACCUGCGUGGUAAAAGGCGUGCACGUCAACAAUCUGCUAUUCUCAUCCAAGCAGUGGUGCGGUCCUGGUUGGUCAGGGAGCAGGUCAAGAGGUGGAGCAGAGCAGCAGCGGUCAUCCAGAAGGCCUGGAAGAAGAGGAGGGCACAGUUGAAGUCCUUGGCUGACGCAGAGCUAGAUAAUGCAGAGGACCUCGUGGAGGAGGAGCAAGUUUUGAACCCUGUUGUCAUGGAACCAGGUUCUGUGCAGCUCUCCAAAAGCACCAAGCCUGUCACAGUGCGAGGGUGGCCCCUGGGUCUGGCUCUGGCCUCGGCACCGUCCGUCACCGUGUCCCUGACAGCCAGAGGCUUCCAGAAGAUCAUGUAUGUGAUGGCCUGCCUCAACCUGAACUCCAGGCGAGGGGAGUACAAGGUGGAGACCAACCAGUACACACAGGAGCUGGCCUCCAUACGGGCCCAGCCAAGGGGAUCUAUAAAGCUGCACUGUAAGAGAUCUCCACUCCUUUAUGCUGACAGGCAGCCAGACACCAAGAGUUUUGUGACGGGGUUUAACGAGAUCCUGCUAGACAAAACCCUGUGAGCGGAUCUUCCCUGCAGAACACUAAAGGCUGAUUUCAUGGACACCAUGAGGGACACUCACCCCCAAUUCACACAUACCCCGUGCGCGCCGCGGUCUGUCAGCACCGCGCACUACGUUGUACUUAGCUGCUACUCUAGUCUAUCAUUGUGCUCACACAGGGCGCGCUGCGGUCCGUCUCCGGCACGUGUCAUCGACGGCACUACGCUCUGCUCCAUUUCAAAUACGCA